Lucilia cuprina (Australian sheep blowfly) is the source of this 2874-nucleotide messenger RNA. RefSeq names its product homeotic protein bicoid. Gene Ontology annotation, cellular component: nucleus. The transcript has 5 exons. Gene Ontology annotation, biological process: regulation of transcription by RNA polymerase II. Bases 233 to 1612 code for a protein of 459 amino acids. Gene Ontology annotation, molecular function: DNA-binding transcription factor activity, RNA polymerase II-specific; RNA polymerase II cis-regulatory region sequence-specific DNA binding. The record is from RefSeq and is a predicted model, not a curated record. Lineage: Eukaryota; Metazoa; Arthropoda; Insecta; Diptera; Calliphoridae.
UAAAGAAAACAAAAGAAAUAAACAUUGUUUAAACAAAUUGUUUAGUGUUACAUUCAUUUUGGAAUAUUAAAUCUUCUUUAUUUCAGUGCAAAAAUAAACAAAAUUUAUUUAUUCUCUUUUUCUGUUCGUGUAUUUCUUUGCCCUUCUAUGUUAAAUGUAAUCGAUUGAAUUUAUUUUCAUAACGAAUUCGGUAAAAUAGACGAGACAAAGAGAGAGCGUUUCGACGUUUUAUAUGAAAAUGGCGCAACCGCCGCCAGAUCAAAAUUUUUAUCAUCCACACCCGCAUCCUCAUGCACAUCCCCAUCCACAGUUGCAAUUGCCACCACAGUUUCGGAAUCCCUUUGAUUUGCUUUUUGACGAACGUACUGGUGCAAUCAACUAUAACUAUAUACGACCAUAUAUUCCAAAUCAAUUGCCAAAGCCAGAUGAUCUGUCCGAUUCAUUGGUUAUGCGUCGACCUCGACGAACGAGGACUACAUUUACUAGUGCUCAAAUUGCUGAAUUGGAACAACAUUUUUUACAAGGCAGAUAUUUAACGUCAUCUCGACUUGCUGAACUAUCAGCAAAACUAGCACUUGGCACAGCUCAAGUAAAAAUUUGGUUUAAGAAUCGUAGACGACGUCAUAAAAUUCAAUCGGAUCAACAGAAAGACUUCUCCUGUGAUGGCAUGCCUCUAUCACCCACUGUAUCGAACUCAGUGAAAUCUGAUUCAAAUGGAAGUGCCAGUAGUUGCAGCAGUAGCGGAUCAUCAGCAUCAUCUGCUGGACCACCGAGCUUGCAGUCAUUGAGUCUGAAUGGCAGUGGUGGAUCAACACCAAAUGCAUUAACACCCUCUCCAACCCCGACGACACCGACCGCAAAUCUCAUGGAACACUAUGGGGAGUCUGCCUUCAAUCCCUACUAUUAUAAUAAUCAUCAUGCUUCUCAUCCACCACACCAUCAUCAUCAAGCUCAUCAUCAUACACAUGCUUCAUUGACACAUCCUUAUGCUGCAGCCGGAACACAAUAUUAUCCUCCUCCACCUCCACCUGGCAGCUUGCAACAUCACCAGCAUCAACAUCAGCAACAAUAUCACGCUCCUCAUCCUCAUCAAUUUCAGAUGCAGCACAAAGCACAACCGACAUCCAUUAAAGAUGAUCCCGAUUACAACUUCAAUAAUCCGUAUUACAUGAGAAUGCCAACAUCGUUAGCUGGUAACGCUGCUGCAACAUCUGUGCAACCAUCAUCAGCAAUGUCUCCGAACUCUGAAGUCUAUGAACCUCUAACACCAAAAAAUGACGAAAAUUCUAGCCUUUGUAACGGCGUAGGCGGUGGCGAUGCGCCAGAAGAUUUGAAUGAAACUAAAACAAAAUUACGUGUGCUUGUAACCAAUAAUGCCAAUGGUAAUGACGACACUUGUAGCAAUGGUAAUCCUAUUGGCAGUGAGAGUUCUGGCACUCCUAUUAACAUUAUGGAAGAUUGUACUGGCGCAUUUGCGAAAUUUCAAAAAAUGUCAACCGACACCAGCGAUCCCAACUAUCAGUGUACGAUGGAUACGCUUAUGCACGCGUAUAAUAAUCAUCGUAAUACGUCAGCAAACACACAGCAAUUUGCCACCUAUUGCUUCAACUGACUUGAUCUAUCUAUCAAUCAGAUGUAUGGAUGUGGAGUUGUUAACGUAUCGUCGUAAUUCAAUUGUAAUGUACUAACCAACCAACUAUGUUGUUCCUUGAUUGUAUAAAGUUAAUAUUAUAAAUUGUUAUAUAGAUUUCCUUGUUUUUGCCAACAUUAUAUUAAAAAUUUAUUAUUAAUUACUUUAGUUUAAUAUUUAAGUUCUUAAUGUCAGACAUUUUACCUCUUUCCCUGUCUCUCUCUCUUCCUUAAAACUAUUUCAAAGAAUAUUAAAGUAGAAUAUCGAAUCAUAUUUAAAAUAAUUUCACCAAUUGCAUUUUGUUUACAAAAAAUCGAUUUUUAACAUUAAUUAUAAGUUUUUUUUGUAAGUUGUUUUAAGUAUUUUAUAGAUUAAGUUAGUAAUUUAGUACAUAAAAACUACACUAAUUUAUAUUCGCUGUUCAUCUAGCAAUGUUGCCAACUCCAGAGCCCAUGACUUUGCAACAUUGCAUCAGAUGAAUGUAUGGGCUCGAAUAUAGUUUACUGUAGUUUUUUCUAUUUUUUAAUUAGGUCUCUUUAGUUUUAAGUUUUAGUCAAUUUAAUGUUCUAUAAGAUGUUCUCUUCCUGGCAACCCGACCAUAUUUUGCAAAAUAAUUGAGAAAUUCUUUAAACUGUUAUACAAUCAAAAUGUAAAAUGUUACUCUUAUUAAAAACUUAUUAUCGUAAAGAUCUGAAAAUGGUUUUUAAUCGUAGAGUGAACAUUUAAAAAAUAAAUAUUCAAUGUGAGUAUUUUUCAAAAUAAAUGAACUUUCUUUCAACACCUAUUUCUCUUUUCCAAGAAAAGGGGCAAAAUGAAUUCUUUGUUCCCUUUUUGAAAUCUUAAGAAAAACGAAGAGGGAACCUGUGAAGAAUCCAAACUUUGUCAUCUUAAGUGGUGUUAAUUAUUUUGAAAAUAUUGCUGGUUGUCACUUUCAAUUGUAAAACAUCUUGUAUUAACAUUAAAUUAAAUCUGAUAAUCGAUUAUUCUAAACAAAAUGCAUAGUAAAUUUUAUUUUAAAUAUGUUUUGCAUUCUAAUUACAAAAAGAAAACAAAAACUAGAAUUACAUACAUAAUUGACAUUGUGAUAUAUUUACAUAUUUAGGGAAAUCUUGUUGUAUUUAAGACUAAAUUUACUUUUUUUCAUUUAAUCAAAUAUUUCGUAAACGAAAUUGUUAUUCAUGAUUUGUAAAAUCGUUGUUGACAAAAAAGUUUAAUAAAUUUUCAAAAAUCUUUUCGUUUGCAAA